AUGUUUCUAGUAUGAAAGUUUCAAACUUUCAGUUUCCUACGAUAAGAAUUGAGAAAGACAAGUAACAGCAUUACAGCCACUGUUCUGACCCACUUGACCGAAAAGAAUCACAGACCAAAACCUUUUUAUCCAACUCCAAUUUUCUAGUCGUCCUCACUAGUCAAGAAUCAACCUUCCGAGUUCAAACUGAAAGUCCUGUUCCUCUACAAGUUCAUUGGCGGGUUUAAUGGAUAAGCAGCUAUAACUAGGAAUAUACAGGGCAUAAACACAGGUAAUAGUUGGAGUUUCCAGAUGGUGCCUCAGCAUCUCUCAGUUUUACCAUUCUUUGCUUUCUCUCUUCUUCUCUUUCUUUACUCUGCCGAAACAUCGAAUUACCCGACUCGUUGUCCAAACUUCAACUGUGGAAAAUUUGGAGAUAUUAGGUUUCCUUUUACUCAAGCGAAGGAUCCUACUUGUGGGCUAUUGAUGGUAAAUUGCAGUGACCAAAAGAUCCAACUAAAGAAGGGAGGAAGAUGGUUUAAAGCUGAUAACAUCUCUGAGGCUGAUACCAUCUCUAUCAAUGAUUCAGAACUUCAGAAUCACUUGGAUAAACAAAUUUGUGAUUUCGUUGAGGAAUUCCAACUUUCCAGCCCUGAUAUAGUCUCUUUCAGAAUUAUACCUAAUAUUACCUUGUUCAAAUGCAACCGAACCUCUAUCACUCACGCCUCUAAUUUUAGUCAUUACAAAGAUUGUAACAACAAUAGUUUCUAUCUUGCUUACCCAACUGGUAGUAAUUCACGUUUUCUUUCUCAUAACUGUUCAACCAUCCUCCUCCCAGGAGUUCAGAAUCAGACUCACUACGACAUAAAAUUGAAGUUUCAAGUUCGAGUAUCUGUAUCUUUUAAUUGUAGCUCUUGUCAUUUUGAAAAAGGAGGUCAAUGCCAAAUAAACAACAAUGGAGCUUUUCUCUGUGCUAAUGCAAGCAUAGCUUCUAAAUGUGAAACUGAUGGUCACAGCAAAAAUCAUUGUAGCAAUGCAGAGAAGGGGGGGCAAAGAUGGGGAUGGCGAGGAACUCUAGCUUUGGUUCUUGGAGGACUUGCUGCAAUAAUGGUCAUCUCAUUGACCAUAAUUCUCAUCUGGUGUCGAUAUGAGAGAAAACGUUCCUCCUCAAAAUUAAUCUCAGCAAACAACUCCUAUGAUUCCUCCAUAAAUCCAGAAAUGGAAGGGCAAAAUAUCUACUUUGGGGUCCCCAUCUUCUCCUAUACUGAACUUGAAGAAGCCACAAAUAACUUUGAUUCUCAAAAAGAGCUUGGAGAUGGAGGUUCUGGAGCUGUAUACUACGGCAAACUUCAAGAUGGACGUGAAGUUGCAGUCAAGUGCCUAUAUGAGCACAAUUAUAAAAGGGUUAAGCAGUUCCUCAAUGAAAUUGAAAUCCUUACACGUCUGCGACACAGAAAUCUCGUGUCACUUUAUGGUAGCACUUCACAUCGCAGUCGUGAACUCCUCCUUGUCUAUGAAUAUAUUCCGAAUGGCACUGUUGCUAAUCAUCUCCACGGUGAUCGAGCCAAGUCUGGUUCAUUAACCUGGCCUAUUCGGAUGAGGAUUGCUGCAGAAACAGCUAGUGCGUUGGCUUACCUUCAUGUUUCAGACAUCAUUCACCGAGAUGUGAAAACCGAAAACAUUCUCCUUGACAAUAAUUUCUGUGUGAAAGUUGCAGAUUUUGGGCUUUCCAGACUGUUUCCAAUUGAUGCUACUCAUAUCUCAACUGCUCCGCAAGGGACUCCAGGCUAUGUUGACCCUGAGUACUACUACUCUUACCAGCUAACUGAAAAGAGCGAUGUCUAUAGCUUUGGUGUUGUCCUUGUAGAGCUCAUAUCAUCACUACCCGCUGUUGAUAUAACAAGGCAUAGGGAUGAUGUUAAUUUGGCCAAUUUAGCAAUAAAUAAGAUUCAAAGGUGUGCAUUUGAUGAGUUGAUUGACCCGUGUCUUGGGUACAAGUCAGAUGAGGAAGUUAAAAGAAUGACAACUUCAAUUGCAGAGUUGGCUUUUCUAUGUUUACAACAGGAUAAGGAAAUGAGACCUUCUAUGUGUGAGGUAGUGGAGCAACUGAAGAGAAUUGAAUAUGGAGAAUUUGUUGAGGGAGCCUAGCGAAGGAGCAUGAUGAAUCCAUUGUUGAAGAAUUCUGUCACUACCAUCACUGGAUUUUGCAGCUGACAAGUGGGUUAAUGGUGGUUGUUCUGCUGAACCUUAUUUACAUGUUAUUAAAUUUCAAAUCAGUUGAUGAGAACAUCUUCAUACUCAUUAUUUGAUGUCAAUCAGUGCAGCUGGGUUGCAAUGUCAUUUUGUUCUCAUGUGCAUUCUCAAAUUUCGUUCACAGAAAGCUACAUUUUAGGAACAGUAACUGGUAGGAGAGUUGAUAAAAUUUAACUACUCUGUCUAUGUAUUUUUAAAACUAAAUGAAUUUGUUUUUUAUA
Manihot esculenta (cassava) is the source of this 2453-nucleotide messenger RNA. Its product is annotated as LEAF RUST 10 DISEASE-RESISTANCE LOCUS RECEPTOR-LIKE PROTEIN KINASE-like 1.1. Lineage: Eukaryota; Viridiplantae; Streptophyta; Magnoliopsida; Malpighiales; Euphorbiaceae. The record is from RefSeq and is a predicted model, not a curated record. The transcript is spliced from 4 exons. Gene Ontology annotation, molecular function: protein kinase activity; ATP binding. Gene Ontology annotation, biological process: protein phosphorylation. Bases 292 to 2127 code for a protein of 611 amino acids.